Polyodon spathula (Mississippi paddlefish) is the source of this 3042-nucleotide messenger RNA. Its product is annotated as alpha-adducin-like. Lineage: Eukaryota; Metazoa; Chordata; Actinopteri; Acipenseriformes; Polyodontidae. Gene Ontology annotation, molecular function: actin filament binding. The transcript is spliced from 17 exons. Bases 167 to 2953 code for a protein of 928 amino acids. The record is from RefSeq and is a predicted model, not a curated record. Gene Ontology annotation, biological process: positive regulation of establishment of endothelial barrier; positive regulation of adherens junction organization; barbed-end actin filament capping. Gene Ontology annotation, cellular component: focal adhesion; cytoskeleton; adherens junction.
CCCAGUGAGCGGACAGGGAGGCGGAGCGAACUCGAGCAUAGAGGAAAGAAGAGGGGGAUGCUUUCAAAACAGCAGAGUUGAGGAAAAAACAGUGAAAACAACUCUGUAGUAGACAAAAUCCACAAUCUUGAUUAUAACCCACAAAGGAGCUCCGAUUUAGCCUGCUAUGAAUGGUGACUCAGGCGCGGGGGUGGUCACCUCCCCACCCCCAACCACGGCUCCCCACAAAGAGCGCUACUUCGACCGUGUGGACGAGAGCAGCGCUGAGUACCAGCGCGAGAGGAACAUGGCACCUGACCUGCGGCAAGACUUUAACAUGAUGGAACAGCGGAAGAGGGUCUCCAUGAUACUCCAGAGUCCCGCAUUUUGCGAGGAGCUGGAGACGAUGAUCCAGGACCAGCUUAAGAAAGGAAAAAACCCCACCAGCCUGCUGGCACUGCAGCAGAUUGCUGAUUUCAUGACAACAAACAUGCCGAGCAUGUAUCCGGCUGCACCACAGGGUGGGAUGGCUGCUCUCAAUAUGAGUCUUGGAAUGGUGACCCCAGUGAAUGACCUUCGUGGGUCAGACUCCAUUGCCUACGAGAAGGGAGAGAAGCUACUUCGCUGUAAACUGGCAGCGUUCUACAGGUUGACAGACCUAUUCAGCUGGUCCCAGCUGAUCUACAACCACUUGACAGUCAGACUGAACUUGGAGCAAGAACGUUUCCUUAUUGUGCCAUUUGGACUUCUUUACAGUGAGGUUACAGCUUCCAGCCUGGUUAAAAUUAACCUGCAAGGAGAAAUCGUUGACCGUGGCUGCACUAAUCUGGGAGUGAAUCAAGCUGGCUUUAUGUUGCACUCUGCUAUCUAUGCAGCCCGGCCUGAUGUCAAGUGUAUUGUACACAUUCACACACCUGCAGGAGCAGCAGUUUCAGCGAUGAAGAGUGGCCUGUUACCAAUCUCUCCUGAAGCUCUCUCCCUUGGAGAGGUAGCUUACCAUGACUACCAUGGCAUUCUGGUGGAUGAGGAGGAGAAAGUGCUGAUCCAGAAAAACCUGGGGCCUAAAAGCAAGGUUCUUAUUCUGAGAAACCAUGGUUUGGUGUCUGUGGGAGAGACAGUUGAAGAAGCUUUCUACUACAUUCACAACCUAGCUACGGCCUGUGAGAUUCAGGUGCGUACCCUGGCUAGCGCAGGAGGACCUGAUAACCUGGUCCUGCUGGAUCCUCUGAAGUACAAAGCCAAGUUCCCCACCUCUGAACCUGCAACUGGAGAUGCCAAUGGAUCUCGUCCUAAGUGGCAGAUUGGAGAGCAAGAGUUUGAGGCACUUAUGAGAAUGCUGGAUAAUUUGGGUUACAGAACUGGUUAUCCUUACCGGUGCCCAGCGCUACGUGAAAAAACAAAAAAAUACAGUGAUGUUGAGAUUCCUCCCUCUGUCACCGGCUACCCCUAUACAGAGGACAGCAACUCGGGCACUCGCUCCCCUCUCAAACACAGUUUUCAGAAACAGCAGCGAGAGAAGACAAGAUGGCUGAACUCUGGCCGGGGGGAUGACGCCUCUGAAGAGGGGCCUAAUGAUAGCAGCCCCAAGUCGAAGACUAAGGUGUGGACGAACAUUACACACGAUCACGUGAAACCCUUGCUGCAGUCUCUCUCGUCCGGUGUCUGCGUGCCAAGCUGUAUUACCAACUGCUUGUGGACUAAAGAGGAAGGACUCCGACAAGCUGCUGCCACUGCUUCCAAUCAGUUUGUCCCUUUGAACACUAACCCAAAAGAGGUCCAGGCGAUGAGGAACAAGAUACGUGAGCAAAAUUUACAGGAUAUUAAAACUGCUGGCCCUCAGUCUCAAGUGCUUACAGGAUCUGUGAUGGAUCGAAACUUUGUGCAGGAUGCUCCGCUCUCAGACUGUACGGAAACAAUUGAUGGGCUCGAUCUCACAGAGCAGACCUUUAGUCCCGCUAAAACUGUUAGAAAGGGAGAGCUGGUGACUGCAUCCAAAGCGAUAAUUGAAAAGGAGUACCAGCCCCGGGUGAUUGUGAGCACUGCAGGACCAAACCCAUUUAACAAGUUCACUGACCAGGAGCUGGAGGAGUAUCACAAAGAAGUCGAGCGCAAACAGAAGGACUUUGAAGACACGGUGUUCGAGCAGGCAGAAUCUAUUACAUUGCAUCCAGUUCAGGAGGAUACAGAGGUUGGCGUUAUACCCCAGUGUGCUAGCCAACAGAAGCAGCAGCAUCCCUCCAAUUGCCGUAAUGAGCCAGAAAAAUCACUUGAUAAUGGAAAGGAAGCAAGCUUGAACAGCUCCAUUGGGCCCGCGGACUCCCUGCCUUGCCACAGCCCACAACACAGCCCUGGACAAGAAUCGUCAGAGGCUGAGCGCGGGAAUGCAGAGCAGCCUGGUUCAGGGGAAACGGAUACCGUCGAAUCUCCCCACAAGGAAUUUCAUUCAGCAGUGAUCAAAGCUCUGAGCUCGAGCUCUGAUCUUUUUAAUGUGACCUCAGACCCAUCCCAACUGGUGCCAGAAGAAGCUGAAGAAGUGAAGGAGCAGAGCCCUGCAGUCCCCACGCCCACACGCACACCACCAAGCACCCCGACUAAAGCAGAGGAAGAAUCCCAACAGGAGCACACAUACAAGGACGAGAGCGAUGCAGCAACUUUGAGACAGACCCUUCCAGACCUGACCCCUGAUGAGCCCUCAGAAGCCCUCGCAUUCCCUACUUUGGGAAGGGAGGAGAUUGACAGCCAUCUAGAGGAUCUGACCAAAAGCCAGACUGGGCAGCAGCAGUCUCCCCCUGUUGAGGACCACGACUCGCAACCCCCUCCUGUUGAACAAGCAACCACCCAGGCCCCUGAGGACACAGCAGCUGCUGCUGACCCAGGUAGUGACGAAUCCCCCAGCAAGUCCCCAUCCAAGAAGAAGAAGAAGUUCCGCACGCCUUCCUUCCUGAAAAAAAACAAAAAGAAGACAGACUCCUAAAGACCUACACAUGCAGUGCAGUUCUGCUGAUAUGCACAGCUAUCAUUUUAAUGUUUUUGUCUUUUAAAGCAAACAAAAAAAAUCGAAAU